AGAAGUCAAAAUGAAAUCUUUCAUCGCCGUCAUUUGUGCGCUGGCCUGCGUCCACGCAGCUGUGGAUGACAAGAACGCAGAGGUGCUGAAGAACGAGUACCACCUGACCCCCGAGGGUUCUUUCAACUACGUCGCCGAGGGCAGCAAUGGCAUCCUCUCCCAGGCCUCCGCCGUCGUCAAGCAAGUUGGCAAGGACGAGGUCGCUCUUGAAGUUCAAGGCUCCAAUCAGUACAUCUCCCCAGACGGCCAGACCAUACAGCUGUCAUACGUCGCCAACGAGAAUGGAUACCAGCCACAGGGUGCUCACCUGCCCACGCCGCCGGCGCCUGAGCCCAUCCCCGACUACAUCCUCCGCUCCAUUGAGUACAUCAAGGCCCACCCCUACGAAGAAAAGAAAUUGUAAAUCAUCAACUUACGUCUAAUUCAACACCAUUCUAGCCGACCUAAGUAACCUAAGUAAUAUUUUUUCAUUUUCAAAUGUUUAUUUGAGUUCCGCGUAAUCCAACUGUGUUGAUAGUUUGAUUGUUAUAAAUAUAAGUAGUUUAGUUUACCGUUUUUCGUUCACUUUGUUACGAUGUAGAUGGUGGUGUAAAAAAACUUAAGAAUGUUCAGUAGAUAUAACAACUGGUCAGAUAAGGUAGCGUAUAGUGAACUAAAGAUGCGUAAAGAUUGUGUCGAAUGUAGUAUUGGAUUGGAAUGAAGAAGUAAUAAGUGCUACUACUAAAUUGUAUGGUGCUCAAAGAAUUUUGACCCCAUCUUAUGUUAUAGGUAUGGGAUGUAUCGACAAGGGACAAUGUGUUGCUCAUUCGAAAGGCUUUUUCGUUGUUUCGGCAAAUUUUAUUAAGGUCCGAAAUAAGACUAGGCUGAACCCACCAAAUGAG
Molecule: messenger RNA, 881 nt
Organism: Pectinophora gossypiella (pink bollworm)
Lineage: Eukaryota; Metazoa; Arthropoda; Insecta; Lepidoptera; Gelechiidae
Product: larval cuticle protein LCP-14-like
Exons: 4
Coding region: 11-403 (130 amino acids)
Cellular component (GO): chitin-based extracellular matrix
Molecular function (GO): structural constituent of chitin-based larval cuticle
Source: RefSeq, a predicted model, not a curated record